Molecule: messenger RNA, 1216 nt
Organism: Mya arenaria
Lineage: Eukaryota; Metazoa; Mollusca; Bivalvia; Myida; Myidae
Product: echinoidin-like
Exons: 4
Coding region: 396-1076 (226 amino acids)
Molecular function (GO): signaling receptor activity
Source: RefSeq, a predicted model, not a curated record
AUUACGAUUGUAUCGAGUUGUUCCCCUUCGCAUAAUUGUUGUCUGUGUCAGUCAACUUUCGUUUUAUUGGAAAGGUAAACAACUUGUUUUAAUGCAUUAAAUGCUUGUUUAGUGCAAAAUAGCAUUUCACUUACAUGGUAAAAUAUGAAUAUAACUCUUUAUGAUCAAUUUCAACCAUAAAAUCUUUCACUUAAAACAAUUUCAAUAUUUUUAAAACACCCCCGUUUUUUGCACAUUCCCGUUUAGACGUUAGGGAUUGGAAGAAUCCCGUAUAACACGUCUAAUAUUUUAGACUAUUAACCACCAGGCCACAAAUUUCACACCGCCAGGCCGCUUGACUGGUAGUCCGCCAACUGCACGCCGCUAGACUAGCCUACCAGACCGCUAACAUACAUAUGAAAUGGAGGAUAUUCUACAUGGGUACUUGGACAGGACAAAGCUCCGCUUGGCGCAUAACGCCACAUGCAUCAGUGGUACGAGCGUACACGAAAAGCGGUGCCGGCUCUAUGGACGUAAAAACCAACGACGGUGGCUCAGGUGUCAUCUAUGCCGGGGACGGUGGUGCGGAAGGACGUUACCUGGACAGAGUCGCACUCUCAUGCCUCGUAAAUUGCAGCCUCGAUCCGGGUUGUCAGGAGAUGCACGUGCUCCGGGAUCCAUAUGUCGGAUAUGUCUGUAAACAAGCUGACUGUCCAUCGGACUGGUCCAGCUAUUCCGGCCGCUGUUAUAGGAUUCUCCCUAAGGCCUCCUGGGAUGGUGGUUUUGCUUCCUGCAAGAACCUUGGUGCACACAUAGCCGUCGUAACAGAGUAUUUACAGAACACCUUCCUACAUGACAUGUGGAUGUCGAGCGCCGAAGGUACGUCGAAUGGUCUUUGGCUGGGCGUCACGGACCACAAAGAAGAAGGCACAUGGCGGUGGGUCACCAAUGAACAGUUAUCAUUCGACAUGUUUGGCAAGAAUGAAAGAAACGGGGGCACGAGGGAAAACUGUGCGGCCAUGAUUGCCGCUGACGGGUUGUGGAUGGACGAACCAUGCAAAAAGACGUACCCUGUCUUGUGCGAAAACAUUCUAUGAGAAAACGAAGGUUCUGUUAUUUGGGUGGGAGUUUUAAGAAUUAAAGACAAUGUUUUUUAGUUUUAGACGUUGAAUUACGUAAUAGUUUAAAGGUAUUGGAAAAACGCAAGUUUAAAUAAACGCUCAUUUGUUAAUAAAUG